Punica granatum (pomegranate) is the source of this 1826-nucleotide messenger RNA. The record is from RefSeq and is a predicted model, not a curated record. NCBI's taxonomy places the organism in Eukaryota, Viridiplantae, Streptophyta, Magnoliopsida, Myrtales, Lythraceae.
AUGUCCUGCUCUCCUCCUCCCAGCCUUAUUAUUCAAAAAAAAAAAAAACGAUCCACAGACCCUUUUUCACUGUUGAUCUCGUCCCCGUCCAGCUGAGCUGAAGGCAAGCUGCCCUGCUGAAGCUGCUCGAAGGAAUCCCAUCUGCCAUGGCGGAUUCUGCGGAUAGGGAACUGAUGACUGCAACCUCACCAUUAGACGACAGAAAUCUCGACACCGAUGCCAUUGUUCUCGAAGAAUGGAAUGGUUCCUCUCCUAUGAAGCUUUCGAGAACCGCAGUCAUCACGGCUUCCCCUUCUCUCUCCAUUCAAAGAUGUGGGAAUCGUUUCAGCCAUGUCUGGAGUCGCGUUCUGCAAGCAUUCGUUCCUGAGGGUUUUCCUAGCAGUGUAACCCCUGAUUAUCUCCCUUUCCAAGUGUGGGAUUCAUUGCAGGGCCUUUCGACAUACAUUAGGACCAUGCUGUCUACACAGGCUCUGCUGAGUGCUAUUGGGGUCGGUGAGAAAUCGGCAACCGUUAUUGGUGCUACAUUUCAGUGGUUUCUAAGAGAUUUAACCGGCAUGGUUGGAGGAAUCCUCUUCACAUUCUACCAGGGUUCCAGUUUAGAUAGCAAUGCAAAAAUGUGGCGUCUAGUUGCUGACCUCAUGAAUGAUCUUGGGAUGUUGAUGGAUCUUGUCUCUCCUUUGUACCCUUCAGCUUUUGUUUUCGUUGUUUGUUUAGGAAGUCUAUCGAGAUCCUUCACCGGUGUUGCCAGUGGAGCAACUAGAGCUGCUUUGACACAACAUUUUGCCCUUCAAAAUAAUGCGGCUGAUAUAUCUGCUAAGGAAGGAAGUCAAGAGACAGUGGCCACUAUGAUUGGCAUGGCCAUCGGAAUGCUUCUUGCUCAUGUGACCAUAGGCCACUCUGUAUUAAUCUGGCUAUCAUUUCUUUCUCUUACCAUUUUCCAUAUGUAUGCAAACUACAAGGCUGUUCAGUGUCUUGCACUAACUUCACUAAAUGCAAAGAGGAGCGCAAUUCUUUUACAGCAUUUUAUGAAAACGGGACAAGUUCUCUCCCCCACACAGGUUUCUAAAAUGGAGCAUAUAUUGCCCACUUUCAUAAUUUCAUCAGGCCCUAAAAAUCUGCAGCUUUUGCACAAAUGCAUAAAAUUGGGCGCAAGAGUUUCUUCGCUUAACCAGCAAGAAAUAAUGGGCCUGAUGCGAUCAGCCAAAUCUCAUCAAAAGAAAGGGAGAUAUCUUCUGGUAGAAAGGAACGGAAACCUAAGUAUCAUUGCACAUAAAGAUGCCACGGCUUCUGAUAUCUUGCAGUCAUAUAUUCAUGCGCUCGUGGAAGGGCACUUAGCAAUAGAUCACAGCUCCGCUCACUCAGAUAGCCAAUCGUGGAUAGAUAAGAAUUACACCGAGUUUCUUCAAAAGGUACUAGGUCCACUCUUCUUCGGGAAAAAAGUUGAAGUCAUCAGGUUGGAACACAGAACGCCUUCUUUCGCCUUCAGUGGUGUGGAGGGCGCAUUGGAGCUUCCAGUCUCUAGAUGAAAAGGUUGACUAGCUGUUCAUUCACUACCAAGCUUGCUGGAGGGAAAAAUCAUCGAUUGGGAACAUCUGCUGCAAGAUUUGAGACCAUUGACUAACUUCUUGGAGAAAAAUGUUUGAGUAGAUUCAGAGCAUUUACGAGGGUUCUGUUGUAACCAAGUUUGAGAUAACCAUGCCAGAGAGAAUGGAAGUCCUGUCAGGAAACUCGAGUAUGAGAGCAUAUCACAAUAUCUAGUCGAAACUCAAUUGCACAUUCUUGAAAUAAUCAAAUUUGCUUCCAUGUUCAACUUAAAAUUAAGUUUA